Molecule: messenger RNA, 2993 nt
Organism: Diprion similis
Lineage: Eukaryota; Metazoa; Arthropoda; Insecta; Hymenoptera; Diprionidae
Product: neprilysin-1
Exons: 12
Coding region: 451-2829 (792 amino acids)
Biological process (GO): protein processing
Cellular component (GO): plasma membrane
Molecular function (GO): metalloendopeptidase activity
Source: RefSeq, a predicted model, not a curated record
ACCGUGUUCUCGAAGCAUUUAUGCUUGAGUAAAAUUAGUCGUUUUCCUCUGCAAUAACUGCGUCGUUUUCCUUUCGGUUUCUCAGCUAGUCGUCCUCGUUAUUUUCGGAGACUACCGAGAGUCGGGAAACUGGGCUUCCGGGUGAUCGGAGGCGAUGUGCUAACGCUCCGGUGCCCGCAACGCGCUCAACUAGCCCCUCGUAGAUAAACUGAUCCAGCGAAGCGUGCAGCGGCGGCGGCGUUUCGGAGUUGAAACGCGGAAUCGGCGGGCGAGGGCGAGAGGGCGAGAGGGUGAGAGGGCGAGAGGGUGAGGGUGAGGUGGUAGGGAAAACCCGAGGGCGCUGCGACGGCGUUGCGUCCCCACCGGCCCCGUGGAUCCGCGGACCAAAGUCUCGCUUUCCCGCCUAGUUCAGAAGUGCGCCUUCCGAGAAUCGUGCCGCGGCGAGUCGACAUGAAGACUGACGGCAACAACGGCUACCUCAGGACCAACGUCGUCCCCGAGGACAGCGAGCUCCUUCCAGCUUCCACCGGACACGAGGGACCGGCUUCCGGUGUACCGCUGCAGGUGACAAUCGGCCCUCGAGGAGUUGCAGCAACCAGCAUAACUCACCACGGUGGAAGCAAUCUUCAGGGUUCGAUCGGCGGCGGUGGAGUUCCCAGAGGAAGAAGUCAUGUGUCUUUGAACAGGCAGCGACUGCUCGGUGUCUUGGCCUUCACUCUCGUCGCAAGUUGCAUGCUUACUCUUCUGCUCCUCGCUUUGAAUACGUCGCGUGAAUGCGACCAGAAGAUAGUGCCGAAGGUGUGCAUGACCGAGGAGUGCGUGCGAACAGCCGCCAGCCUCCUCUCGGCGAUGGAUCAAACCGCCGCGCCAUGCGUAGACUUCUUCCAGUACGCCUGCGGCACCUGGAAUCGCCUUCACGUCAUUCCCGAGGAUCGCAGCUCGAUAAGCACCUUCGAAGUGCUCGCGGACCAGCUUCAGGUCAUUCUUAAACGAGUCCUCGAAGAACCGCCGAACGAAGACGACAACGCUGCGACCCUGAAGGCCAAAAUGUUCUACAAAUCCUGCGUCGAUAUCCCUCGGAUACGAGAGAUCGGCGAUGCUCCACUUAGGACGACCCUUCGGGGACUCGGAGGGUGGCCUGCAGUCGAGGGCGCCUCCUGGGUCCCUCCGUCGUAUCCGGUUGAGGUCCUGUUGGGCCGCCUUCGUGGCGAGUAUAACGAAGGAGUGCUUUUGGAGCAGUGGGUCGGGCCUGACGACAAGAACUCCUCCGCGAACAUCCUUCAGCUGGAUCAGAUGCAGCUGGCCCUUCCAAGCCGCGAUUAUUACCUGAAGGCCAGCAGCCAGGCUGAGCUAAAGGCCUACCACCGUUACAUGACGAACGUCGCAAUCCUCCUCGGAGCGAAUCCAGAGACCGCAGCGGCAGAAUUCGACCAAGUAAUCGUCCUCGAGAAGCAGCUUGCGAAUGCGUCGCUUCCGGAAGCGGACAGACACGAUACCUCCGCAAUUUAUCGAAAGCUGACCCUCCGCCAGCUCCAGGAAGAAGUCCCUCAGCUGAAUUGGUACGUCUAUUUAACGGCUUUUCUGACCGCUCCAAUAACGGAGGAUGAGCCCGUCGUUACAUACGCGAUGCCCUACUUCGUCCAGAUGGGCCGCAUCCUUGAGCACACCGACCAGAGGACUCUCCACAACUACGUUCUUUGGCGCCUGGUCAUGUCAAUAAUGCCGCACAUGAUCGACGACUACCAACAGAAGCGAGUCGAGUUCCGUAAGAUUCUUUUGGGAAUCCUGAGCGAGCGGAACCGCUGGUCCCAGUGCGUUGAAUGGACAAACAAGAAGCUGGGGAUGGCGGUUGGCGCGCUCUUCAUCCGAGACAAUUUCAACCACGAUAGCAAGGAGACCGCGCUGGAGAUGAUUCACACGAUCAGAGAGGCUUUUAACGAGCUUCUCGCUGAGAAUCAUUGGAUGGACGACGAGACGAGGGCCGUGGCGAAGAGCAAGGCCGAUUCAAUGAACGAGCGUAUCGGGUAUCCAGAGUUCCUCAAGGACUCGGUUGAGCUUUCGAAGGAAUACGUCAUGCUCAACAUCACGGACCAUCGUUUCCUUGAGAACAUACUCGCGGUUCUAAAGUAUGACGCUUACCACAAUCUACAGAAGUUAAGGCAGCCGGUCGACAAGGACAAAUGGUCGACCGAGCCGGCGGUUGUCAACGCGUUCUACAACCCCAACAAAAACGACAUAGUAUUUCCCGCCGGCAUACUACAGCCGUUAUUCUAUUCACAACACUUUCCAAAGUCCCUAAAUUACGGCGGUAUCGGCGUUGUAAUCGGGCACGAGAUCACCCACGGUUUCGACGACAAGGGUCGCCAGUUCGACAAGGACGGCAACAUGAUGCAGUGGUGGAACAACGCCACUAUUAGGGCAUUCCGCGAGCGUGCACAGUGCAUAGUUGACCAGUAUUCCCGUUACAGACUCCAGGAAAUUGACCUCUACGUAAACGGCCGGAUGACUCAGGGCGAAAACAUCGCCGAUAACGGUGGUCUCAAGCAGUCCUUUAGGGCUUACAAAAAGUGGGUUUCGAUCCACGGAGAGGAGCCGCUACUGCCAGGUGUGAAUUUGACACACGAUCAGCUCUUCUUUUUGAAUUACGCCCAGAUUUGGUGCGGCUCGAUGCGCCCGGAGGACGCUUUGACGAAAAUACGUAGCAGCGUGCAUUCGCCGGGCCCCGUACGAGUUUUGGGCCCACUUUCGAACAGCGAGGACUUUGCGCGUGCCUUCAACUGCUCACCGGGCUCGCCGAUGAACCCGACCCACAAAUGCAGCGUGUGGUGAGCCGGACGUUAAACUGCAGGAAUGGGUUGCAAACGUAUUUUGUAAAACGGUGAGGCGCUGCUGAUCCUUUGUAAUUCGCAUCGCGUAACGUGAACAAAAACCGAUUCUGUACGGUGAGAAAUGGCGAACGAUAAAAAAAAUUACCACACCGAAGGGAAAAAGCU